Messenger RNA from Zophobas morio, 2320 nucleotides. RefSeq names its product kelch-like protein 17. Bases 151 to 1995 code for a protein of 614 amino acids. The transcript has 7 exons. Gene Ontology annotation, molecular function: protein binding. NCBI's taxonomy places the organism in Eukaryota, Metazoa, Arthropoda, Insecta, Coleoptera, Tenebrionidae. The record is from RefSeq and is a predicted model, not a curated record.
CGCACCCAUCUCGCUCCUCCUUGCACCGAUCCGCAAUCUCUCUCUCUCAAUCGCGCCGCAUAUAUAACCGAGCGCUUGCUGGAUUUAUCGACUGCCUUUUAAAUAAUGCUCGAGUAACGAAGACACCGUUCAGGGCCAAAGGGGACAAAAAUGAGUUGCGAAAACGAAGAAUUACCGCUGCCUUCCCCUACGACCGCGCAAGCGAUUAACGUUGUGUUCGAGGCAUCCACACAGACCCCCACAAACGAGGACUGCGAGUCGCCCCUGUUCACCCCCAAGGGGUAUUGUCUGAGGACCGCGGAGCACAGCAGCAGUGCGCUCAGUAAUAUACAAAAGAUGAAGCAGCAAGGACAGCUGUGUGACAUUACGUUAAAAAUAGGCUUAGAGAGGUUUAGAGCCCAUAAGGUCGUUUUAGCGUCGGUUAGCCCAUACUUUUUCGCCAUGUUCAACGGCGACAUGAAAGAACACGGCCAAACCGAAGUUACCAUCCACGACCUGGACCCCACGGCCAUCGAUCUCCUCAUCGAGUACGCCUACACCGGCCAAAUCGUCAUAACCCCGGACAACGUUCAAGUCCUCCUGCCCGCCAGCAGCGUCCUGCAGAUGCAGGAAGUGCGCGAAGCCUGCUGCAAAUUCCUCUUGAGGCAACUGCAUCCGACCAACUGCCUCGGAAUAAGAAGUUUUGCCGAUACUCACUGCUGCAAAGAGCUGCACCUCAAGUCGCACGUCUACGCCCUGCAGAAUUUCCAGCAGGUGGUGGCCACCGAGGAGUUCCUCCUUUUGCCCUUUGAGGAAGUCAAAGAGCUCAUUUCCAACGGCCAGUUGAACAUCUCUUCCGAGGAAGACGUGUUCACGGCCGUUUUGAACUGGGUUAAGCACGAUUUGGCCGAGAGGAGCCAGUUCAUUUCGCGGCUGAUGGUCCAUGUCCGCUUGCCCCUCGUCAACCGCGAGUUUCUCAUGACCCGAGUGGACAGCGAGCGCCUCAUCCGCGACGACAGCGAGUGCCGCGAGCUGCUACUGGAAGCCAUGCGUUACCACCUGGCCCCCGAGCGCAGGUGCGCCUUAUCCACCACCCGUACCAUCGAGCGCAAGCCGAAAGGGGCCGAUCCGUACCUGUUCGCGGUCGGCGGGGGCUCCCUCUUCGCUAUUCACGCCGAAUGCGAGGUCUACAACCCCAAAACCGACACGUGGUCGGUGAUCGCCCCCAUGCUGUGGCGCCGCUCGCGUUCGGGCGUUACCGGCUUGCGUCGGUUGCUGUACGUGGUGGGAGGAUACGACGGCAACUCGGAUCUGGCCACUGCCGAGUGCUACAACCCGCUGAUUAAUUCGUGGAGUCCGAUCACGCCCAUGGGGACGAAGAGGUCUUGUUUGGGAAUCUGCUCGUUCGACGGACUGAUUUACGUCUGCGGGGGCUACGACGGGGCGUCGUGUCUGAGCUCGAUGGAGCGGUACGACCCGUUGACGGGAAUAUGGUGCAGUUGUCCCGCGAUGAACACCAGGAGGCGCUACUGUCGCAUUGCGGUGGUGGAAAACUGUGUGUAUGCGCUCGGCGGUUUCGAUUCCACGAAUUAUCAGGCGUCGGUCGAGAGGUUUGAUCCGAGGGAGGGUACGUGGGCGCCUAUACCGUCGAUGUCGUCUAGGAGAAGCAGUUGCGGAGUGGUGGCUUACGACGGUCAUUUGUUUUGUAUCGGCGGCAAUGACGGGACCAUGUGCAUGUCGAGCGGAGAGAAAUUUAACGUUCGAAGGAACGCAUGGGAGCCCAUCACCGCCAUGCAUAAUCGAAGAUCAACCCACGAAGUAGUCGCCAUGGACGGAUUCAUUUAUGCACUAGGUGGUAACGAUGGGUCUUCGAGUUUAAAUUCUGUCGAAAAAUAUGACCCUAAAUUAAAUAAAUGGGCGGUGGUGUCCUCUAUGUCGAUUCGUCGAAGUUCGGUAGGAGGCGCUGUUUUAGACUGCAUAAAUAUCGAGUACGUCUUAAAGCAGACGAUGAGUUGAAUCAUAGUACAAAAGAAUCCGUGCAAUUAUACAAAUUUCGACGUUCUGUGAUAACAAAAAGAACCAAAAAUAUGAAACGAAGUUACGAGUAUUCUAAGUCAAAUAUUUUAUAUUUAUAUGGGGUUAAGCACUUGAUCGUGUUGAGUUUAUCGUGGGGCGCACUUUACUAUUUUAUUAUUUCCUACGCUGAGGAAUUUGAAACGGAAAAGUACAGUGGUGCCCCCUUUUAUGGUUAUUCAAGCUUAUAACCGCAUAUAUGGUUUAAGUAGUAUUCACAUUAGACCUUUGAUGUAUUCUAUUAAGCGAUGUAGUUUAUGUGCACAGU